Lasiodiplodia theobromae is the source of this 3507-nucleotide messenger RNA. Its product is annotated as Rho-type GTPAse-activating protein 2. Gene Ontology annotation, biological process: signal transduction; regulation of GTPase activity. The record is from RefSeq and is a predicted model, not a curated record. NCBI's taxonomy places the organism in Eukaryota, Fungi, Ascomycota, Dothideomycetes, Botryosphaeriales, Botryosphaeriaceae. The transcript has 7 exons. Gene Ontology annotation, cellular component: cytoplasm. The coding region runs from base 1 to 3507 and encodes 1168 amino acids.
AUGGAGUCCCCCGGCGCCUACCCAGACUCGCCCGGCAUGGACGACAUGGACGUCAUCUACCACUGCAAGGGCUGCGGCGAGAUCUUGGAGGAAGGCAAGGCCUUCGAGCUAGCUGGCAACCGGUGGCACAUUGACUGCUUCCGCUGCAAUACCUGCGGCACCCUGCUCGACUCGGACGCGAACCUCCUGCUGCUCGGCGACGGCUCCCUCAUCUGCAACAAUUGCACCUACAGCUGCAGCGCUUGCAACAACAAGAUCGAGGACCUCGCCAUCCUCACCGGCGACCAGGCCUUCUGCGCGAGCUGCUUCCGAUGCCGCAACUGCAAGCGCAAGAUCGAGAACCUCCGCUAUGCGAGGACCUCUCAGGGCAUCUUCUGCAUGAGCUGUCACGAGUCGCUCAUGGCUCGACGGCGGAAAAAAACAAAAGCUAAUCGACAACAGGCCGAAAACAAGGCCCCAGCCGUGCUCGACAAGUCGCUUCCUGCCCUGCCUCCCGGCGCCUCUCAUUUCUCGCCCGACUUGGAGACUCCUCCCGAAAUCGAGACUCCGGAGGACCUCCCGCACCGUCCGCGCGCUGCGACCUCGGGCGCCAAUGCAAACUUGCGCCGCGAAGCUUCGCCCGCGUCGGACAACAGCCGCAAUGAACCGCAAACGCUGCCCGCCAGCACCUACAGGGAGAAGAGAAGGUCGGCAAUGCCCAUGUCUACGAACUUCGACGACCCCGACGGCAUGUUCGCAAACGUGCCCUUCGCCCUCGAUCCAAACCCCGCCCCUGGCCCCUCUCCUUUGGCGGACAGCAGGACGUACAAUUUGGACGAGGACAAGAAGAACCAGCGUGAUUACUUCAAUGGUGGGAAACCCGGCACAACCUCUCAUCGUGAGCUAUUGAAGGAGAGCCGGUCUGGGUCCUCGCGGUCCAGCUCUUUGGAGCGGAGGAGCAAGUCCACGUCGAGCCCUCAUAUCGCGUUCCAAGAGAAAGGCCGGGCUAUGUCGGGCGAUCGUGUCGACACUAUGCGCCGCAAGGAAGUGCCGUCCUCAAACUCCUCGCCCAGUGCUGGAAACGAACGGCCCCGUGCCCAGCACUCCACUUCCGCCUCCACCGCGGGGUCAUUGGGAGAAGGCUUCAAGUUACAGGAGGUGCCAAAGGACAGGAAGGCGACCAGAACUCGGUCGAGGUCCGAACUCCGCUCUCCGGACGACAGCGCUUCGUCGGCUCGGAAGGAUGCCUCGGAGUCGAGUGCCAUUACCUCCCCCGUCUCGACAAACUCCAGCUACACUCCCACAUCGCAGGACUACGAGCGUGGGGACGAGCCGCAGCCCAUGUCUGCCCCGUUCUCAGCUCCGGCCAUUGAUCGGCCUAAGAGAGGUGAUUCCCUUGGUGCGCAGAGGUCGAACACGGGUGGUCAUUCUUCGCCUUCUACGCCUACUGGUCCCCGAGCUAGCCAUGAACGCAAACCUUCGGCCAACUCUGCUCUUGCUAAUCGCGAUGUCAACACUUUAACACAGAUGAAUGGUGGUCUAACAAUCUCCAAGCCCGUGGAAUCGCCGACUACUAGGAGCAUUUUGGAUGGCCCGCCUCCACGAUCCGGCUCGCGCCCCGUACAUGGCUCCAACCAUGCUGGCGAGUCGUUCACGACGCCCCGGGCCCCGCCGCAUCCGCCCCAAGGAACCUCCAACCAUCGCCCGCAGGAUUCGCUCAGCAGCACCAUCAGCGAUGGUUCGACGCACCCGAUGUCUCCCUCGCUCCUUCGCUACAGUGCCGGUGGCGACUUUUCGGUGGAUGAAGAUAUGGCUCGCAUUUUCAGGGAUAACGAAGAAAAUCACUCGUCAUCGCUAUCGCAAAAGUGGAAAUCGCCACACAAUGGCUCCGUGGAUAUCGGCAGCCCGUCUUCGGCCUCCCCGGACACCAAGGAUGAAUCCUUUUACCUCAAGGCCCAGCUCCGCCAGGCGCAGCAGCGCAUUGCCGAGCUCGAAGCUGACAACAGCAAGCUAAAUGAAUCAGCCAGCAGAUCUUCUGAUAUUAAGCAGGUUAACUCGGAGCUGAAGGAGAAGAGAUCUACCAUCGCUGUCUUGGAUACGCAACGCGAAGUCGUCAUGCGUGAGUUAGAUAUCAUGACUGAGCAUUUGAAAGCUGCCAAGGAUCAGCAACGUCCUUUGGAUCUUCAGGCAUUCCAGUCCGCCUUUUUCCGCGACUUUGCCGCCGAGCUGGAGAAGUUCAAGGCAAAGAUUAGGACUGAGAUAGAGGAACUGGUGCAGAAGCGCAACGAGGUGAACGACGACAUCUUGAACCUCAUCAAAAUGAAAGACAAGGGCUACCAAGAGUACGAGUCUCUCAGCCAGAAGAACACGCAGCUUGCCGAGCUCAACAACCAGCUUGUGCAAACUAUUCAGGACUUGUACAAGUCCUCUAACCGCGGUGCUAACGGCCAGGCCAACAACGCGCUUGGCAUUCAAAUGAACAAUGGUAAAGACAAGGACGUUUCUAUUUCCGACAUCCAGAAGGCUGUCCAGGAGCACCAGAUGAACCAGCUCGCGGAUAACAUGGACGAGAGCACUGUGCUUCAACCCAGAGUUGUCCAGAUCAAGUCGAAGGGGAACAAGUUCAACUGGAAGAAGGGCGGUCAAGCUGUUGCCAAGAACGUCACCAAGGGUCUCAAGGGAGCGUUCGCGUCGCAGCAGCCGAUGAACCAGCAUGAUGGUCUUACCGUUGGAGGUGUACCGUACGGAGCGAUCCAAGCUGGCGUUACGCCAUCGCUUGAGCCAGCUGCUGGUGCGCAGAAGGGUGGUGAGCGCGGUUUCGGUGGCUUCUUUGGUGGAGGACAAAAGGCUGUGCAGAAGCCUAUCCAGAAGCCCUCGCACCACCACAACAACAGCACGACCCAACUCUCUGCUGCGGAGACGCUGUUUGGGUCGGAUCUCUCGGAGCGCUGCGAGUUUGAGAAGGCGACGAUCCCAAGCAUUGUCCGCAGGUGUAUUCAGGAGGUGGAACUUAGAGGUGUCGACGUUGAAGGCAUCUAUCGUAAGAGCGGUGGUUCCGGCCAGGUCAACCAAGUACGCCUCGGGUUCGAGAAGGAUGCCGAAUACGACAUUUCAGACCCGGAUCUGGACAUUCACGCAGUUACUUCUGCUCUCAAGCAAUACUUCCGCAGGCUGCCUAACCCUCUCAUUACGUUUGAAGUCUACGACGAGCUCCUGGCCGCGGGUCAGAUCCAAGAUGUCGAGAAGCUCGUCCCGGCCAUGCGGCUCGCCAUCGAUAGCCUUCCACAGCAUCACAGGGACUGUCUCGAGUUCCUCGUCUUCCAUUUGGCUCGUGUGAUGGAACACAAGAAGGACAACUUGAUGACGGCGGUUAAUAUUGCUGUUGUUUUCGCGCCGACUGUCAUGCGCCCGCAAUCCAUCGAGCGUGAAAUGACGGACAUGGGACCGCAGCGCACGGCAAUCCAAGCGCUUUUGGAGCACAACAAGGGCAUCUUCGCUCCCGAGGCCGAGGUUUCAGCCCCGGUGUAA